This is a messenger RNA of Drosophila subobscura, 970 nucleotides long. Its product is annotated as THUMP domain-containing protein 1 homolog. The record is from RefSeq and is a predicted model, not a curated record. Gene Ontology annotation, molecular function: RNA binding. The transcript has a single exon. NCBI's taxonomy places the organism in Eukaryota, Metazoa, Arthropoda, Insecta, Diptera, Drosophilidae. Gene Ontology annotation, biological process: tRNA modification. Bases 48 to 947 code for a protein of 299 amino acids.
ACUCAAAUCAAAGUAAACCGGUACAAUUGUUUUUAUGUGCAUUUUUGAUGGAACCGACGAAUAAAAAAUCCAAAAUGACGAAUAAAUAUCAUCAGAAAAACAAGAAGAAGUACUACCAGGGCAACAAGCAGGUGCUGCAGGCCGGCCAGCGCGGUUUCUUCGCCACGUGCAACAUCAAUGAGAAGGGCUGCGUGCGCGAAUGCUACAAUCUACUCAAUCACUACGCGGACAUCCUGUACGGCCCCGAGCAGCCGAAGGAGGCCGAAAAGAAGGAGUCUGAAGAGCAGAAAACUGCAGGCGAGACUGGCAAGGUCAGCGACGACGACGAUGACGACUUGGAGGCGGCUGCUGCCAAAUGCCGCGAGACUCUCACGCAGCGCAAGGUGCGCUUCCAGAACGUGGAAACCGGCACCACCAACUGCAUCUUCAUACGCACACAACUGGACGAUCCCGUGGGUCUGGGCAAGCACAUUGUCAACGAUAUAACCACCACGGGCAAGUCAAUGUCCCGCUUUGUCCUGCGCCUCGUGCCCAUUGAGGCCGUUUGCCGCGCCAAUAUGCCGGACAUCAUUGCCGCGGCCGGGCCGCUGUUUGACAAGCACUUCCUGAAGGAACCCACCAGCUAUGGCAUCAUAUUCAACCAUCGCUACAACCAGCAGAUCAAGCGCGAUCAAAUUAUACUCGAUCUGGCCGAUUUGGUCAACUCCAAGAACGUGGGCAACAAAGUGGACCUGAAGCAGGCCAAGAAAUCGAUCAUUGUGGAGGUGCUGCGCGGCUGGUGCCUGCUCAGCGUGAUUGACAACUAUCUGGAGUCCAAAAAGUACAAUCUGGCAGAGCUGGCCAACCCCAGCGAGAAGAAAUCGAAUGGCGACAAUGACAGCAAGUCUGAGGAGAAGUCUGUGGAGACUGACGCCGCCUCGCCCCCCGCUGAGCAGCAUGCUGAAUAAAAUGUUACAAAUGUUCUACUUUA